AUGUCACCUGAUAUAAAUGAUGAACUUCAAUUUACAUCAUACAAAUUUCAAGAUUUAAAUGAUUCUAUUAUUGUAAAUUUUUAUGCAAAAGGAGCUUUUGAACAAAAAGAUCUUGAGGUUCUUCCUGAUAUUGAUUCUCUUGAGGUUUCAACACCAGCUGGUGAGAAAUGGAAAUUCCAAUUAUAUGAUAAUAUUUAUUCUGAUAGAACUGAAAUAAAAACUGAGAUAAAUGAAAGUAAAACACAAACAACAAUUACAUUAACUUUAUAUAAACAAGCACAUACAAUGUGGCCACAACUGUAUAGUCUUCGAACAACCCCAAUUACACCACAACGAAAUGGUCUUAAUAAAGAUAUGAAUAAUCAAGAAAUACAUUCGUCUAUUGAACCACAAGAACCGUAUGAAUUAUCAAUAAAAAAAUUAAGAACUGAGUUUCUAGAAACCACGUAUGGCAUAGUCACAUCACGUAUUUUUAUAAAUCAAGUAUAUAAUUGUCGAGUACAAUUUGGUGAAACUAAUUUUACGGCUAUAUUUUGUACAAAUGAUGAUACAUUUCUUCAACUUCAUUCAAUACCGCCUAAAAAACCAAUUAGAUUAUUUGUUCGUGUUAAACACCGUAUUAUAUAUGCUCAAUGUACCCAUUCAGUUACAGACACAUAUAUUGAAAUAAAACUAAUUAAGGAAAGUGAAAUGAUUACGUGGAAUCAACUGGAACCAGAUGAAUAUUAUGACACUCGUUUAAUGAUGCAUUCAUCAGCAUUAUCAACACAACCUCGAUCACAACCAAAUCACAAGUCCGGAAUGACUUACAUAGAUCCAGAUUCUUCUUCUUCAUCAUCACUACAAUCCAACAAUCGAAUGUCAGAUAAAUUUUCUGCUCGAUCAUCAUUUAAUGUAAAAGAUAUAGUACAAAUGCCAAGUAUAUCAUCACCACCAUCAAUUGGUUUUACAGGUAUAUAUAAUCCGGCUAAUUCAUGUUUUAUGAAUUCUGCUGUACAAUGUUUAUCAAAUGCACGUGAAUUACGAGAUUAUUUUUUACAAUCAUAUCAUUCUAUUGAAAUAAAUCGAGUAAAUCCACUUGGUAUGAAAGGUGCAAUGGCUGAAGAAUUUGGUGAUAUAAUUAAAGAAUUAUGGGCAGGAAAAUAUAGUUAUAUAAUUGCAAAUCAAUUACGAGAUUUUGCAGCAAAGAGACAUCAAGAAUUUGUUGGUAAUGGACAACAUGAUGCACAAGAAUUAUUAACCAUUUUACUUGAUGCUAUUCAUGAAGAUCUUAAUCGAGUAAUUAAUAAACCUCUAGUACCACCAAUAGAAGAUGAAAAUCGCCCUGAUGAGACUAUUGCCGAUGAAUAUUGGCGUGGUUAUUUAAGUCGAAAUGAUUCUAUAAUUGUUCAAUUAUUUACUGGACAAUUCAAAUCGAAAACUAAAUGUCCACAAUGUCAUAAAGAAUCGGUUACAUUUGAUCCAUUUACAUCAAUAUCUGUACCAUUACCAAAACAUGUAUGUGUUGAUACAAUUGUUACAUAUCGAAAUGAUAAUAAAUCACCAAUUAAAUAUCGUAUUAUUAUGUCAUCAGAUGGUUCAAUUGCAGAAUUGAAACGUCGUUUAUCGAAUAAAUGUGCUUUACCAGUUGAUAAAAUGUUAGCAUAUAAAAUUUAUAAUAAUAAUUCUAUAGAAUUUCUUAAAGAUGAAGAUCGAGUUACAGCAAGUACUUAUUCAUGGAGUAGUUUUGAUACAACUUAUAUAACUGAAACAUUAACAAGUGCUGAAUGUAAUAAUGAAAAAAUUAUUCACUUAACAUUUUUUCAACGUAUAUUUAAAUUACAUGAUUAUAUAUCAUCAUGUGCAUAUUGUCAAGCAUCACCAAAACCUAAUAGUUUACCGGUAUUUUGUAAAAAUUGUUAUCAAGUAUCCUAUUGUGAUGAAGAAUGUCAAAAAUUUCAUAUAAUGGAACAUAAAUAUAAUUGUGAAUUUCGUUCAACAGAUAAUUAUGAAACUAUUGGUCUUCCAUUUAUUAUUUCAUUACCAGAAUCGAAAUUAACAUGUGAAAAUCUAUUUCAACAAAUAAGUAUUUAUGCUAAACGAACUGUACAUAUCAAUAUUGAACGUUCGAAACGAAAUCGACGAUCAUUUGAUGAUUUUAAUCGAGAUUAUAGUGAUUUCGAUGAUUAUGGAAGAGCUAUUGAUGGUGAUGAUGAAGAUAGUUUUAGUGAUAUUGAAGACGUAGAUCCAGCAAUAAUAAAAAGUACACUUUCAUCAUCUGAUUCAUGGUCAAUAGUUCGUAUUGGUGAUUAUUUUGUUAAAGUAAAUAAAAAUAAACGACGUUCUAGUCAACAAAAUGAUGGAAAAGAAAAAAUUCUUAAAAGUACACCAACAAAUAAUAAUAAUAAUGAUAAUGAUGAUGAUGAAGAAGAAUCAAUGAUUAUAAAUGGUGAAACUGCUAGCAGUGAUAGUAUUAUGGAAGAUUAUGAUAUGCUUGAUGAUAUAUUUGGUAAUCAACCAUUAUUUCGUAUAAUGCCUCAAACAACAAAUAAUGAUAAUACUAAUAUGAAACCAAUUAUUGAAUGUGGUAUUGAUGGUGAUAGUAUUUUACGUUGUCAUACAAAAUUUUCAAUUGAUUGGUUUACAGAUAAUACAUUUGAAUCACCAUUACGUGUUACACCAUCAAGACAUCGUAGUGGAUUUAAUGAUCUUAUUGAAGAUGAUAGUGUUUUUAAAUCUUCUACUGGAGAUCAAGAUGUUACACUUCAACAAUGUCUACAAUUAUUUAUUGAACCUGAAGUAUUAGGUCCAGAUGAUAAAUGGUAUUGUCCUAAUUGUAAAGAACAUAUUCAAGCUGAAAAAAAAAUGUCUAUUUGGCGUUUACCACCAAUAUUAAUCAUACAUCUUAAACGAUUUAAAUAUAAUCAAUAUUCAUCAUUUGGUUAUAUGUCUAGUUCAAGAGAAAAAAUUGAUACAACUGUUAAAUUUCCAAUACAUGAUCUUAAUAUGGCACCAUAUUGUUCAUCAAUAAUCGAAGAAGAUCAACAUAAUGAUAAUUUAUCUCAACCUCGUUAUGAUCUAUUUGGAAUUAUUAAUCAUCGUGGUUCAGCAUGGUUUGGACACUAUACAUCAUAUGCAAGACUAUUGGCUUUUAAUGAUUCAGCAAAAACAGAAAUAGGUUGGCGACAUUUUGAUGAUCAAUAUGUUUCAACACUUGGAAAUGUUAAAGAUCUUGUUCGAUCUGAUGCUUAUGUUCUUUUCUAUCGUCAUCGUCAUUUAUCAAUUAAUUUUCCUUUACAAGAGCAAUUACAACGUACUCGAUCAGAAUCAACAACUACGUAA
This is a messenger RNA of Rotaria sp. Silwood1, 3321 nucleotides long. The record is from the annotation of a GenBank genome assembly. Lineage: Eukaryota; Metazoa; Rotifera; Eurotatoria; Philodinida; Philodinidae.